Messenger RNA from Diprion similis, 3360 nucleotides. RefSeq names its product transient receptor potential cation channel protein painless (gene pain). Bases 223 to 2871 code for a protein of 882 amino acids. Gene Ontology annotation, molecular function: protein binding; monoatomic ion channel activity. The transcript has 3 exons. The record is from RefSeq and is a predicted model, not a curated record. Gene Ontology annotation, biological process: transmembrane transport; monoatomic ion transport. NCBI's taxonomy places the organism in Eukaryota, Metazoa, Arthropoda, Insecta, Hymenoptera, Diprionidae. Gene Ontology annotation, cellular component: membrane.
UACUGAUGCCCCUUCCUUCCUUCGCAUUCUCCGCGAGUGAAACGAAGCGAUGUUAAACGAGUAGCUCAGUCUCUGGUCUCGUCGAGAGAUUAACAACCGGCGCAGCAAUGAUACGUAUUAUUUCUCCAGUUUAAUCAAGUGCUACGAUGCUCACCUGCACGCUUUACUGCAGCCGUGUAUUUCUGUAAACGCGCUUUUUGCUCCGUCACACAUCGAGUUAAUAUGGACACAGCAGACCAAAUCAUGGAGCUACAGGUCUUUCAGGACCAGGGCCCGAGUCCUCAUAAAUUGUUGCUGGAAUACCUGAAAAACAGGCACUAUGCAGCUUUUAAAAGCUUAGCAAUGAAGAGCUUGAAGAAGAAUCCUCCCAGUAUUGAUAUGGAUCACGUUUAUCCAUAUCCUUUAGACAAAACAGUAUUGGAUAUUGCAUGUUCAAAUGGCCUGGAUGACUUUGUUGAGCUGAUUUUGAAUCUGGGUGCAAAUCCGAACAAAGAAAACGUUGUUCAUCAGCGAUCACCGCUGCAUUUUGCCGCAGAAGCGGGACAUGCCGGUGUCCUUAAGAUACUACUUAGCAAUCCUGCUAUAAAACCAAAUUUAGAAGUCGCUCGACAGACCGCCCUGCAUCUUGCAGUUAGCAAUAAAAACGUAGAAUGUGUCGAGGUCUUAUUGGAGUACAAUGCUAGUCCCAAUAUUGCAAACAGCAAGGGAUUAACACCGACUCAUUUAGCGGCGGCAUCGUCGCAAGAAGCUGUGAUCAAUCUUAUAUUUUCUAAAUCUAAGUGCCCCGCAGAUAUAGAUAGCUUCAAAGACUUUACACGAAGAACAACGCGACAGAUUCUAGAACAAAAAUUACCUCAUAUCUCACUCCCACCUGUUAUCAAUAGAACAAUGGACGUCAGUGAUCUGAAAUACUUCUUGGAUUGUAACGACGAAGACAGCUAUUUACAGCAUGCGGAAAACGUCGAAAUGACACACGAAGAAAUGAUAGAUCUUUUGAAAAUAGCAGCUCGGCAAAAUUUACCAAGGGUCGUGAAGAGCUUGACUAAGAACGAGAUCAUUGAUGAUAGCGGGAUCUUAGCUGAAGCGGCGGAAAACGCUGUGGUCAGAGGCCACCACAAAGUUCUCAAGGAACUGUUUGACGCUGGUGCAGAACGAAGCGGAAGUCUUCUUAUUAAGGGCUGUCAAGAACUCGGAUCUCACGCUGUUCGUGGGUCAGACCGAAUGGCCUGUCUCAGACUUAUUUUGCUGAAGCCAGUAAACGUUCGAUACGUAGAUGAGAAAGGAAACACUGCAUUGCAUUAUGCGGCCCGUGCAGAAUCUUCGGAAAUAAUAAGCAUGCUGUUGAAAUCUGGGAGUUACAUCGGCCAUCAAAACGAUUUGGGAAUUCCUCCAAUAGCAAAUAUAUCCCCUGAAAGUAUGUCUCGGUAUUUGGAUGACUGUCUACAAACGACCAAAGAACACACUGAUGAUUACGAGGAUUACGAAAUUGAAUUUAAUUAUCAGUGCCUAGCUCCGCACGGUUUUACCAGAGAUCAGGACAGAGAACGUUUGCUUGAAAAGGGUCACGUCGAUUACAAAAGAAUCUGCAUGGAAAUGCAGCCAUUUUUAUACAUAGCUAAUAGUAAUUCUCAUCGACAUCUUCUAAAGCAUCCAAUACUUUCGUCGUUCCUUUAUCUCAAGUGGCAACGCAUCAGCCCAAUUUUAUACGCCAAUUUUAUAUUCUAUGUAAUUUUUUACCUAAUAUUCAAUGCUUACAUAUUAUCCAUGACGUACGGCAGUGGUGAUCCGAAAAAUGGAACAGAAUCUCCGUCACAUAACAGCAACGAUACUGAAUCAGAUUUUUCGUUAGCAAAUUGGCAAAGAAACGGUACUCUGUGGACCUUCACUGCGAUUGCCUUAAUGAUUCUGAUCCUCCGAGAAUUGCUUCAGCUGAUUUCUUCUCCUUGGAACUAUUUCCUCAGUUCUGAAAAUUGGGUGGAACUUUUGUUAGUUUGUCUGGGAGUAGCGCUGCUCGGUAGACCCGAGCCUUGCACUGGGGCAGUAGCAAUUUUACUCUCCGCCUGGGAACUAGUCAUCCUUAUCGGACAGCAUCCUCGAAUGUCGACUGCAAUUGAAAUGUUCAAAACAGUUACACUUAACUUUAUACAUUUUCUAUUUUUAUACGCCUUCCUUAUUCUCGCAUUCGCGCUCGCUUUUUAUACACUAUUCAAAGAUGAAGGUGACUUCCUUGAUCCGGGACAUUCCCUUUUCAAAACCAUUAUCAUGUUGACUGGAGAGUUUGACGCCAGCGACAUGCCAUUUAUAUUUCAUCCUAUACUAAGUCGCCUUGUGUUCGUACUUUUUGUUUUUCUAAUAGCGAUAGUGCUGUUUAAUCUGUUAAACGGCUUGGCUGUCAGUGAUACCGCCGAGAUAUUGGGCAAAGCUGAACUUGUCGGAUUAAUUUCCAGAGCUAAACUUGUCGCCUAUGCGGAAGGUAUUGUUGUUGGUUCACCUGUAUUAACAAAUCGAUGGUGUUGUCACUAUGGAGCAUUUGUUCAACGAAUGAGGAUAAAUCCUCUUCGUUUUUUGUCGAAAAAAAUUUUAUUUUUCCCUGACUUUCUACCAGAAGCUAAAAUCAGAGUUAAACCGCUGCGGGGUAAUACCGUUAUACCUCACGGUAAGACAGUUUACAAAAAUACAUGUUCAAAACUCGCACUUGACCGUCAUAUAAUUACACAGGCAAAAGAUAUUAUUUUGUCAAGAGGACGUGUCUCGGAUUAUGAAAAAAUUGUAAACGUAUUCAAUCAGAAGUUUGAAAGACUUGAAGCGAUGUUGCAAAAUAUCAAUCUAGCUCUAAAAGAGAACAGUUGCAAUAACAAUGAAACAGAGUAGACAAUGUGUUGCAUCAAACGAAAAUGCUUUUCACGUAGAAUUCAGUGGUAACAAUUAUUUCUGUACUAGUCACUUUUUUAUCAAAUUGAAAAAAACUGAUCAACUUAUCAUUUUUAGUACUCCUAAAAUCUUUCGAAAUUAGCACUGUUGAUUAGCUGAGCAAAUCUUGUGAAUAUAGCAUUUUUACAUCUGAUUUACAAAUAAAGUCGAGCAUGCAGAUAAUGUGCUUAAAAGAAAAAAUAUGGAGUACAUACAUGAAUACGAAUAUUGAUCGUGGCUUGUGACAUUAUAUUUUCAAUGAAAAAGAACGUGUUCCAUUAUUGAUAAGAAGACAAGAUAAUAUUAUUUAUUUAGGUAUAUUUUCUAAUUGCUUACUAUGUAAAUGGAAUAUUUAGCUUUGCGCUAGUGUUGUUAAUCUACACAAAUUUUCAAUUCGUAACUAAUGAAUUCAUUUUAUCUAUAUUAAUAAACAAUGGUAAUUACCUUUCA